AUGUCUUCUCCUCUGAUGGCCCGAUGCGCCAGGCCCAUCACCUCCUACCCUGUUAUCACCACUAACCUCUGGAGCCACUCCAUCCGCCCAUUUUCAACAACCUCGACGCAGCAGAUCCGUCUCUUCUUCCCGGAAACCCAAACAAAGAAGAUUCGAGUGACGCCGCCAGCAUGGCCGCAUCCAAUCUACACCGAGGAGCAGAUGCAAAGGGUUGGCAUCUCCCAUCGAGAGACACGCACGUUCGGUGAUAGGGUGGCUCUUGCCAUGAUCCGGUUGCUCCGGUCUGGAUUCGACCUUGUCUCAGGCUACCGACAUGAGCAUGCGGUCUCUAUGCAUGAGAAGGACCCGGCAAAGGCAGAGCAGAAAUAUAGGAUGACAGAGGAGAAGUAUCUCAUCCGGAACAUUUUCCUUGAGAGCAUCGCCGGCGUCCCGGGUAUGGUUGGGGGGAUGUUGCGACAUCUCCGCAGUUUGCGGAGGAUGAAGCGAGAUAAUGGCUGGAUUGAAACGCUGCUGGAAGAAUCUUUUAAUGAACGCAUGCACCUCCUUACCUUCCUCCAAAUGGCCGAACCAGGUUUCUUCCUCCGCCUCCUUGUCCUUGGUGCCCAGGGCGUCUUUUUCAAUGCCUUCUUCAUCGCAUACCUAGUCAACCCACAUAUAUGCCACCGCUUCGUUGGCUACCUUGAGGAAGAAGCUGUGAUCACAUAUACACGUGAAAUUGCAGAUAUUGAGGCUGGUAAGCUACCUAAGUGGGAGCAUAUGCAGGCGCCUGAGAUUGCAGUUAAGUACUGGAACAUGCCAGAGGGGCACCGUAGUAUGCAUGACCUGCUACUAUAUAUCCGGGCAGAUGAGGCAAAGCACCGUGAGGUGAAUCAUACACUUGGAAAUUUAGACUGGAAGGAGGAUCCAAACCCAUAUGUGUCUGUAUAUCGGGAUGCAGAGAAGCCGCAUCCUGGCAAGGGUAUUGAGCAUUUGAAGCCAACGGGGUGGGAGAGGAAGGAUGUGGUGUAG
This is a messenger RNA of Aspergillus thermomutatus, 1008 nucleotides long. RefSeq names its product alternative oxidase. NCBI's taxonomy places the organism in Eukaryota, Fungi, Ascomycota, Eurotiomycetes, Eurotiales, Aspergillaceae. Gene Ontology annotation, cellular component: mitochondrion. Gene Ontology annotation, molecular function: alternative oxidase activity. The coding region runs from base 1 to 1008 and encodes 335 amino acids. The record is from RefSeq and is a predicted model, not a curated record. Gene Ontology annotation, biological process: alternative respiration. The transcript has 3 exons.